CACCACGCACCACGCACCACGCACCACGCACCACGCACCACGCACCACCAGCACGAUACGAAGCUCCCCCCCCACCCCACACAGUCUCGAUGGAUGAAAUCGACACCGGCACCAGCGGCAGCGGCAGGAGCAGCCACCGCAACAGCGGUGAAUCGGGACGACCACCACUGCUGCGGACGACCUCGAUCCGGUCCUUCACGAAUGCCGAAAAGGAUAAAAUCAGCGCCAUACGUGCCGCAUGCGAAGCAGGCGAUCGCGGAUCUCUCAUCCAACACGCCAUCUCGGCGGAUGGGCUCGUUAGCGACGACGUGCGGCGCGAGGCUUGUACGCCACACCUGAUGCCCCCCCCCCACACCGUCAAACCUCCUGCGGCCUAGGCGAGGGAGGAGGAGGUGUCGUGUCGUAUCCAAGCGAACGCUAAUCAGCUGGUUUCAUGUUGGCGGCAGGGCCCUUGUUGCUGGCAACUACCGUCCCGCGGGUUUCCGACGCCGUCGACGCCGACUGCGAACAUGACACGGCCGCGGCGGAAAAGAUACCCGAACGAGUGCCGUGGGAAGAGCUGCCACUUCACGAGGACGAGCGCCAGGUGCAACUGGAUGUCGAUCGAUCGUUCAUAUAUUACCCCACCAAUAUGUCGCCUCGGCAACUCGACGAUCGGAAGAAGGAGCUAUCGGAUCUGAUAGUGGAGGUCCUGCGCAGGCAUCCGAUGCUGGGCUACUUCCAGGGCUUUCAUGAUAUCUGCCAGGUGAUCCUACUGGUCAUGGGACCGAAAGCGGCGGUUUCGGCGGUGGAGCACAUUGCGUUGCUGAAGAUCCGUGACUUCAUGCUUCCGUCCAUGACACCCGCCAUAAAUCACCUCCGCCUGCUAUAUCCACUCCUUAACGAUGAGGAUCCAAAGUUGUGCGCCCAUCUAUCGAGAACCCAGCCUUUCUUUGCGUUGGCUGCCACCCUUACCCUGUAUGCCCACGAUAUUCAGGAAUACAGCAAUAUAGCCCGGCUGUUCGAUGUCUUCUUGGCGUUGGAUCCGGUGUUUCCGCUGUAUCUGUUUACCCAGAUCGUGAUGGAGCGCAAAGAGGAGCUAUUCGAGAUACCAGACGACGAGCCGGAAAUGCUCCACUCGAUCCUGUCGAAGCUCCCGAAGCCGCUCGACCUGGAGGGCUGGAUCUCUCGCGCCAUCUUGCUCGUGGAGAAGCGGCCGCCGGAGAAGCUCUCGACCUGGCGCUGGGUGUCCAAGUACAGCGUACUCAAGACCUCGCGGACAACCAGUCCCACCCUAACCCUGGAAGCAGCAGAGAAGAUCUUCUCGUACCAGUGCCAGGAGCUCAAAAGCGCCGAACUACGAAAGCAACGGCUCGUUGCUCUCGCAAAACACAAGACGCCGAUACUGGUCGGACUCUCCGUGCUCAUCGGCGUAUCUUCCAUCGCUCUCGGGAUGUAUGCGCGCAACCACGGAGGCGUGGGCUCCCUGCCCGGAAUGACGGUCGUAUGGAGGAUCUUUGUCGCCAUUCGACGGCUGAUGUGAUUGGAUCUCUCUCUCUCGCUUUCUCUCUCUCUCUUUAUCUGUCUCUCUCUUCUCGUUUCAUUUUUCCUUUUCUUUUCUUUUCUUUUUCUGCGUCUAGACAAAAGUUUGCUUGGCUUGGCUUGGCUGGUUCGGUUGCGUGGUGAUUGGG
Molecule: messenger RNA, 1670 nt
Organism: Tricharina praecox
Lineage: Eukaryota; Fungi; Ascomycota; Pezizomycetes; Pezizales; Pyronemataceae
Product: GTPase activating protein
Exons: 4
Coding region: 434-1522 (362 amino acids)
Biological process (GO): endoplasmic reticulum to Golgi vesicle-mediated transport; positive regulation of GTPase activity
Cellular component (GO): endoplasmic reticulum membrane
Molecular function (GO): GTPase activator activity
Source: RefSeq, a predicted model, not a curated record